This is a messenger RNA of Populus nigra (black poplar), 1435 nucleotides long. RefSeq names its product phosphoglucan phosphatase DSP4, amyloplastic-like. The record is from RefSeq and is a predicted model, not a curated record. Gene Ontology annotation, molecular function: protein tyrosine/serine/threonine phosphatase activity; carbohydrate phosphatase activity; starch binding. Gene Ontology annotation, cellular component: chloroplast. Gene Ontology annotation, biological process: protein dephosphorylation; starch catabolic process. The coding region runs from base 134 to 1282 and encodes 382 amino acids. NCBI's taxonomy places the organism in Eukaryota, Viridiplantae, Streptophyta, Magnoliopsida, Malpighiales, Salicaceae. The transcript is spliced from 14 exons.
UUCGAGUGGUGAAUUUCUUAGUUCAGCCCGCUGGGUUGGGACCUGUCUAAAUAACUAUCAACUCAGAUACGAGAAGUCCGCUCUUACUUCACUCCACUCUCUCUCGCACAGAUAUUUUUUCUUUCUGCUUCUAAUGAACUGUCGUCACUGUCUCCCAAGAUCAUCCUCUGCCUUGCCUUUGCAAGGCUUCAAUUUUUACCAAAGAAGACCAUCUUCACCAUCAUUAUUCUCUCUUAACAUGGCUGGAACCAAGAAUUCUAGUGAUUUGCGGUUACGUGUAGCUGUGAAGGCAAUUCCCAGCUCACCAUCCAGUGCUGAGACGAGCGGUGCUGAUGCUGAGGAAGAAGAGGAGAAAUCUGAGAUAUACAGUCAUAACAUGACUGAAGCUAUGGGGGCUGUUUUGACCUAUAGGCACGAACUAGGAAUGAACUAUAACUUCAUUCGUCCAGAUUUGAUUGUCGGAUCAUGCCUACAGACUCCUGAAGAUGUUGACAAGCUUCGAAAAAUUGGAGUCAAAACCAUAUUUUGCUUACAGCAAGAUCCAGACUUGGAAUAUUUCGGGGUAGAUAUUAGUGCCAUUCAAGACUAUGCCAAGGCAUGUGGUGACAUUCAGCAUUUGCGGGCACAGAUAAGGGAUUUUGAUGCAUUUGACUUACGGAAAAGGAUUCCAGCUGUCGUCAGCAAAUUAUACAAAGCCAUAAAUCGAAAUGGAGGUGUGGCAUAUAUACAUUGCACUGCCGGACUGGGCAGAGCACCUGCUGUUGCGAUGGCAUACAUGUUCUGGUUUCAGGGCUACAAGCUCAGUGAUGCCUGUGAUUUGCUCCUGAGCAAACGCCCGUGCUUCCCAAAUCUGGAUGCUAUCAAAAAUUCAACCGCAGAUAUACUUACAGGCCUUAGAAAGAAGCUUGUCACUUUGAAAUGGAAAGAUGACAAGUGUUGCACAGUGGAAAUUUCUGGGCUUGACAUUGGAUGGGGCCAGAGGAUACCCUUAGAAUUAGAUGAGGAGCAGGGUUUUUGGAUUCUCAAGAGAGAAUUGCUGGAGGGACGCUAUGAAUACAAGUACAUUGUUGAUGGUGAGUGGACCAUCAACAAACAUGAGCUAGUUACCACUCAGAACAAAGAUGGCCAUGUCAACAAUUAUGUUCAGGUUCUUGAUGAUGAUACAGACAGUGCUAACGCUGCACUACAGAAGAGUUUAACCGGUGAUGAUCCAAAUCUAACCGGAGACGAACGGUUGAGAAUUAGAAGGUUUCUGGAAGCUCUUCCUGAAGAUGAAGGGUGAACUGGAAAUAAAGCCUGUAGAAGCGGUCAGCAUAUAUGAAGAUACAGUGAAUACUUCCAAUAGCAACAGAUGCUUGUAUCUUUAUCAGUUUAUUGUACAGUUUUUAUCGAAUUAAUAAACUAUCAAUAAAGCAGCCGCUAUCCAUUUCCUCUC